Molecule: messenger RNA, 1088 nt
Organism: Mangifera indica (mango)
Lineage: Eukaryota; Viridiplantae; Streptophyta; Magnoliopsida; Sapindales; Anacardiaceae
Product: probable xyloglucan endotransglucosylase/hydrolase protein 32
Exons: 4
Coding region: 85-975 (296 amino acids)
Biological process (GO): cell wall biogenesis; xyloglucan metabolic process
Cellular component (GO): apoplast; cell wall
Molecular function (GO): xyloglucan:xyloglucosyl transferase activity; hydrolase activity, hydrolyzing O-glycosyl compounds
Source: RefSeq, a predicted model, not a curated record
UUCACUAACUGUCUCAUUUUGCAUUUAUAUUCACAUAAUCUUCCUACUUCCCUUUGCUCAAUCUUCUUCUUCUUCUUCUUCUUCAUGGCUCAUCACCUCUUUCUCUUUCUUUUCCUUCUUCUUCUUCGUUUCACCAAUGCCUAUUGGCCCCCCUCUCCAGGCUACUGGCCAAGCUCCAAAAUCAGGUCCAUGAGCUUCCACAAAGGCUUCAGAAAUCUCUGGGGUCCUCAACACCAAUAUGUUGACAAUAAUGCAUUAACAAUCUGGCUUGACAGUACUUCAGGAAGUGGGUUCAAGUCAAUUAAGCCUUUCAGGUCAGGCUAUUUUGGAGCUUCCAUUAAGCUUCAACCUGGUUAUACAGCAGGAGUUAUUACAGCCUUUUAUCUUUCAAAUAGUGAGGCUCAUCCAGGGCAACAUGAUGAAGUGGAUAUUGAGUUUUUGGGAACAACAUUUGGGAAGCCUUAUACAUUACAAACAAAUGUUUACAUCAGAGGAAGUGGAGAUGGAAAAAUCAUUGGGAGAGAAAUGAAGUUCCAUUUAUGGUUUGAUCCCACCAAAAAUUUUCACCAUUAUGCAAUUCUAUGGAGUCCUAAAGAUCUCAUAUUUUUUGUUGACGAUGUGCCCAUAAGGAGGUAUCCAAGGAAGAGUGCAGCAACAUUUCCCAUGAGGCCAAUGUGGGUAUAUGGUUCAAUUUGGGAUGCCUCAUCUUGGGCAACAGAAGAUGGAAAAUACAAAGCUGAUUAUAGAUACCAACCAUUUGUAGCUAAAUAUACCAAUUUCAAAGCAGAGGGUUGCACCGCUUAUGCAUCUGCCCGGUGUCACCCUGUCUCCGCCUCUCCAUACCUAUCCGGCAAGCUAAGUCGGCAACAAUAUUGGGCAAUGAGAUGGGCUCAAACUCAUCAUAUGGUAUAUGACUAUUGUAAGGAUCCCAAAAGAGACCAUUAUUUAACACCAGAGUGUUGGAAAUUAAAGUAAACUUAAUAAUUGUUGUUUUUUUUCUUUGAUUGUAUUUCUCUCUCUAUUUUUGUUUUGGAUAUUUGAAAAAGGGUGUCCUGAAAUGGAUUGAAAUUUUUAUUCUUGUUAUGGAA